AUGUUUAUUAACGAAGUUUUGUUCUCCGGCAGGACAAUGACCGCAAUAUGUUUCGUUUGCAACCUGCCGAUCUUGUCGCAUCAAGUGGGGCUGGUGUGGGCGGGGGGCAACGGCUGGGACGAGCUGACCCGCUCCACCCUCGAGGAGUCCACGCUGAGACAGAGACUCGGCAGCCGCAGGGACUCCGCCGCGCAGGUCUCGUGUCUAUCGCCGCCGGAGCCCGACGUCUCGGACCAACCCCGAGGUGGCCCCCGCCGGCGCCGCUCGUCGCUCGCCCAGCUUACGGACAUACUGCGCGAGUGGGGCGGCGGCGGCGCGCCCCGGCGCCAGCGAGCCCCGCUGUCCCGCCGCGAGACGCUAGCCGAUCUCGCCCGCUCCCUGCCCUGGGCCCGGCACGAACCGCCGCCGAGACGCAGGCGGGACUCCUCAGCCGACUCUGGCAUCAAGUCCAUGGCUUCCAAGCGUCGCGAUUCAAAAGCCGCCCCGCAGGACUUUCGCGCCGAUUUCCCAAAUUACUGGGAGAGGAAAGAUUCUACAACAAUAGUGCCGUCGAGAGAGCGCCGCAUUAAGCGUCGCAGCUCCGGUGACGAGAGCAAGGAACGAAGGGACUCUGUAGAUGGCCACCGACAUAGACGAGACUCCGUAGUAGCGCAACCACCACGGAUAGUAGCAACACAUAGGAAGCGACGUGCAUCACCACCAACGCCUGCGCCACCAUCAUUCGUUGAAGUGUCUUCUGACCCCGGACCUUCCACUCACCCACCAGCAGUAACUGUGGUCGCGAUACAUGAACCCAGCCGAUCAGAUGGUGAAUGUCAACCAAUGACGAUGCCAACUAUUAUAACCUCCGCCGUGACCCCGUCUCCAACCUCACCGACCGUGCCGACUACGAACUCAACCCAAACCGUACAAACAAGUACAGCUACUCAGUCAGCACAGGCAACACAAGCGACAACGCCGAGUGGUCGAACACCUCCCAGUCUCGGUGGUAGGCGAGAUUCGACAACGCAAUGCGGACGAGCAAGACGGGAUUCUCGCGCAGCAGCGAGCCCAGAACGUAGGUUAGGCCGACUGCAAAGACAGGCAACGGCAUUUGAUGAUCCCAUUGGACCGCCUGGAGCGAGACGUAGGGAUUCCGGUCCUUCACUGGGACCUGAUGACGAAGGCAGAGUUCGGAGAGAUUCUCUAAGCCCUGACUCAGCUGCACGACCAAGACGUGAUCGUUCUCAGUUAAGCCCCGAUCGAGCUGGAGGUGGUGAAUUAAGUCCGUCAGCCGCGAGACGUCGCAGUCGGUUACGGAGGCAGGCUUCAUGCGCUCGGAUGGGCCGAGCGAGAAGUCCAGAGUCAAGUUCCUGCUCCAGUCGAGAUCCGAGUCCUUGUGCUCGGCCUCCGGAGAGGACGAUGAUACGAAGGCAGUCUACAACCGAAGAGAUAUUAAUAGCGCGUGGAUUCCGACGGCAAUCGACCACGGAGGAGAUGAUCCGGUGUCGGAACUUCAGGCGGCAGAGCUCGCAGAGUGACGACGCGUGCAUGCGGGCGCGCGGCCGACGGGACUCCUCCACACAGAUACUGGACGGGACUAUCGGCACCAUGACUGUGGAAACAACUAGCACGUUCUUCGACUCCAGCACGCAAACUGAACCAUCCCCGCUGUACGACAACAACCACUACCACGAGGAAUGUCUGCGCUGCAACUCCUGUGGGCUGAACCUCACCGGGCCGAACCAGAAACGCGCGCGCCGCUUCAAAAACCAGAUCCUGUGCGACCUGCACUUCGCGGACGUCGCGCUGAUGGAGUGCAGCGACUUUAUGCAGCAACUACGCAGUUUCAAACCGCAGUCGCUGGGCUGCGCCGUCGCCAGGCGCAAGUCGUCCACCACGCUCAUAUUCCCUCUGCCGCCACAAGCUUGUUCAGAUGAAUUCUGCGAAGAGUACCCUCACAGUUUGAUCCCGACGCCUGGCUACUGGAUAGAAUGCUCACGACAGAAGAUCGCCACGGACACCAUUUGGGACGAAUCGGAGUCGGAACACGACAGCGGUCCUGACCGAGACAACGCCGACGAUCGGCACAGAAGAUCCGGCUCGUUAGACGAAGCGGCAGAAGAUAGCAGUGACAAUGGCGGCAGCACUCCCAAGAAGAAAACUGCCAUUGAGGAACAAUGGGAGAGGUCGGGAGGUUUCGAGCUCACCUCUGUGGAGCAAGAGACUUACGAAAAGUACUUCUAUGGCACAGAGCAUUGGAACUACUUCACGAAUGAUGAGGACCUUGGGCCUGUCAUACUGUCCAUCAAGCAAGAGACUCUUAAUGCCCGUGAUCAGUUCAGGAUCCUAGUGCGCGCUAUAAGCUACACGGUUCACGGACUGAUCCCGGCAUCAUGUGUGUUCGCGGACCGGUACAACCGGGAGGAGGUGGUGCGCUCCCUCGGGAAGGAGGUCAACAUCAACCCACCACUCAUGCUCGGCCAGCUGCCUGACACUCCUGAGGAGCUGCUCAAACUUGAUCAGGUGUUCAUAAAGUCUGAAUUGAAAGUGGGCGUCAUAUAUGUGAAGGAGAACCAAUACACAGAAGAGGAAAUUCUCGACAAUAACGAGAAUUCGCCGAUGUUUGAAGAGUUCUUGCAAGUUCUUGGCGAGAAAGUGCGGCUUAAAGGAUUCGAUAAGUACAAAGGAGGGUUGGAUACAGUACACGAUCUGACGGGAUUAUAUUCGGUUUACACCAACUGGCGUGGCAUCGAGAUAAUGUUCCACGUGUCCACUCUGCUGCCGUACGAACGACACGACCCGCAGAAACUGCAGAGGAAACGACAUAUCGGAAACGAUAUCGUAUGCGUCGUAUUCUUAGAAGCUGACAACACUGCCUUCUCGCCGGCCUGUAUCAAAAGUCAUUUCUUGCAUACUUUUAUUUUAGUUCGAGUAUCAGCCAAAAUAAAACGCCGUCCGACGAGGUAUGAAGUGUCCGUGGUGACUCGUGAUGAGGUCGGUGCCUACAAACCGUAUUUGUGGGAGCAAAGUGUCUUUGAUAAGGGACCUAUGUUCAGGGAAUGGCUACUAACAAAAAUUGUAAACGGAGAGCGAGCGUCAUAUUCCGCGCCGAAGUUCGCACGAAUGCAGGAACGCACACGCAGCCAAAUGCUGGAGGACAUCGUGGCCAACUUACAGAACCAUGCAGAGACUGGACAAAUACCGAAACCAUAUAGGAGAGGAUCUUGGCGUCCAAUAGGCCACAUGCGCCCAUCGUCUCCUCUCUUGGAUUCAGUUAGAGAUCAGUUCGAAGACUACGAUCAACUAGCCAAGGAUUUCACCAGAGUAUUCCUCAAUAAUGAGCUAAAUGCAGCACAAAACGCACAGCUUUUUGAUGUCGUCUUCUUGGUUGGGCAAUCUAAACAGAAAACCAAGUUCAUUGGUGUUAGAGCUAUACUCGGCGUGAGAAGCAGAGUGUUUCAAGAGAUGUUGUAUGGGAUACAAACAGGAUUCGGAUCUCCGCAAGUGCCUGUAGCAGAGCUGUUAGCUAGGCCUGCACCCACGCUGCUCUCUCCCACGCCUGCCAGGCAGAAGAGCAGCAAUUUCUUACAAGUGCCUGACAUAGAAUCACCUAGGCCAAAAAGCGUUCCUAGUUCGCCAAUGGUUAAACGCGCAUUCUCACGCCUCGGGACCAUCACAGCUGGGUGGGGUAGGUCCAUCAGAAAACAACAUUCCCAACUGAAUGCUGAUGAUAAAAAGAAGUGGGCUAGCUCGCAAGACUGCUCUAAUAAAGAAGGCAAAGAUAAAGAGAAAGAUAAGAACGCCGCAUUAGCAGUGCCAAGACUAUCGGUAUGCGCGGACGCACAAAAAGUAGACCGUGCUAAACUAGCACAGACUGAGUUCUCGAUAAUAGAAUUCGAUCCGGAGACAUUCCGCAUACUUUUGGACUAUUUGCACACGGGUAGCUGCCCGCUGACUUGUGCCUCCAUACCCGGGCUCAUCUGCGCCGCGGAACACUAUGACUUGCCUGAACUGCUGCAGGCCUGCUUCCACCACGCCAAACAAUUCCUCAGGAUAGAAGUGGUUUGUACGAUGCUCAUAUCAUUAGAGAACUAUUACUGGCGCUACACGUCAGCUUCGGAAUUGGUAAACAUGAUCUUGGCUUUCAUCGAACAGCGAGCGUACGCCCUCUUCCAAACGCCCGAGUUUCUUAACCUCUCUGAAUCUAUGGUCCAAAUGAUUAUGUGCAGGAACUUAGAGGUUCCCGAAGUGAGAAAAUUCGAAGCAAUGCUCAGCUGGGCCAGAAAUAAAAUAAAAUCAAAGUCCGCCAAUAAGACUGAUGCCAAAAAUGAAUUUAAAUGUAUUAUGGAGAGACUAGCCAGGGAUCUGAAACUGUACCGGAUCUCACCGCAGGAGUUGAUCAAGGUGGUACUCCCGUCAAAAGCGAUCAAGAACGAGCGUAUCCUCGAGACGCUCAUGUAUCAGGCCAACUCGGGAAUGUAUAGGAUUCAGGACAGUUAUAUCGAAGCCUGCCAGCAGCGGCUUCAGAAACAAGACUCAAGAUUCUCCGAAUUCGAGAGUUUUGACUACGGAAUAUAAACGGGAGCUGUGAGGUAUAUCAGUGUAUUAGGUAAAUUAUGAAGAGUAAUCAGGCUGGGUCCUUCUCAUUGUGGUAUGUUGACGCCUUCUAAAGUAUUAUUGUUAUAGAUGUACUCGAGUACUAGUAGAGAUGCGAGAAAUAUUUGUACACUUCUCGUAUACCUAUUUCUUGUUGUUGUUCAUUGAUACCUAUAUUUUUUACAUCUAGCUAGACGUGUUCAGUAUAAUCAUCUCUAUUUUUGGUACCAAAGUUUGCGAUGAAACUUUCAGUCUAGCAAGAAUUAGCGUAUCGUGUGUUUGUACUGAUACGUGUAUACCCUUCUCUGUGAUCCGCGAACGAGAACAAUGACCCGUGAAAACACUUUUAACAAUCUUACUAUACGUCUAAUGUAAGUUUAAAAUAGAAUUUUAUGGAAACACUCAAUUUAUGUGUAUGUUGUACUAAGAAUCAGCCCCUAACAAAAUAUAUUUAAUUUAAAGUGUUGACGUGACAUUGAAAUUAAUAUUUACGAAUAUGGAACUACUUUAAACUGUAUAAAUGUUGCAAUUAAAUGAAUUUUAUAAUUUAGAGAUGUUAUGUGUAGAAUACAAUAUUAAUUGGAAUUGUAUGAUGUGUAGCAUAUCUCGAACGUGAGAGCUCUUCACAAUGUUCAUACUUUAUUGCUAUUGCCUUCAAAUAUUACAUAAUUAAACACGCUAAUGUUGUCGUUUUAAUAUUAAGUAACAAGAAUUUCUUUGAAGUCGAUAGACAUAUUAUAUUAACAAUAAUAAUCACUCAAGUUACUACAAAGCCACUUCGUUCAUAUCCAAUAGAUGUCGAUAAAACUAUUUUUACUAAAGAUACCUUCCUUUCUAAAAUUAACUUAUAAGUACACAAAAACGAAACCUUUAAUUCUUCUAACUAUUCUAAAAUAUUGAUUAAUUUUACAUUUAGACUAUUAACCAGCUAUCGACUUCAGCUAAAACUAUCACCUAUUCCUAAUUUAUGUAUUUUAAAUAUUUUCGCACAAAUGAAUCGUAUCUCGAAAGGAGUUUUGUUUAUUCCUAUGUAUAAAUCGGUUCUAUAUUAGUUAGACAUAUAUGAGUAUGUAUGUGUUACCUAUGAUCUUUACUGCACAAUAUAUUGAUGUACUAUUGAUGUAAUAUGCUAUAUGUAAUUUGUUAUAUUAACUUUUAAGUAUAUAAACUGAACGCUUUAUGUGGUGGCGUAAUACAUAUUUUGAGGCUUUUUAUGCGGCAAAGAUGUAUUAAGUAGGUAUACAAAAAGAUGCUGCAUAGUAAUAUAUCCGACGUCAGUAUGUCUUUUCUUCAUUAAAAUUAUUUAAUUUGAAUUAUAAAUGAGUUUUGAAGCCUCAAAAUAUGAGUACUCAAUCCAAAUUGUAUUGUGCAGUCUGUUUAGUGUAAGUUUUAACCUAACUUAUGAUAAAGUACAUACAGACUGCAUAGCUAUAGUUUAUUACUAGAACCUAUAUCUUCGACUCGAACUCCCAUAAGUUAAGCAAGCAUGUGUUUGUAUUAAUGUGUAAUGAUGGAGUCUUCUGAACCAAAUGUUAUUUAUAAAUCUAUGAAUAUCUUAUAAUCAAAUUAGGACCCAUUUCGUUAGGAAAAUUAAUAUCAAAUUAUCUUAUGAAUCUCUUCAAGGUAUGUAUGGAUUAUGAGUAAAGUUUAAUAAAAAAUGUGGCCAUUGUUACGACAGAAGCGGAUUCCGAUCUGCUGAGUACAUCGCGACCUAUUUCGGGAGAAUUUAGUAAUCAUUAUUCAUCAGUCGGACCUAAGUAUGUUUGGCUGGAGACAUCUGACAUCACGAAGCCGACUACGAAUAGUUUACUAUAAUGUAUUUAAAAAAAAUAUGAUAAAAAAGUCAGUAGUUAAUGGUAAAGAGUACUGAAUUUAUUCUGGGUCAUCGACUAUCAACAUCUGUUUUAGACGUGCGAAAAGACUGUUUUAUUUUUAUUACAUUAUUAUAAAACAAUCGGCGCACAAUAUGAAAUGGGUCUCGUAAAUCUUAAUGAAUCGUUUAUAAAUACACGUUAUUGUAUAAAUAAAUAUGUAGCCUAAAAUUCUAAAGUUUCUAACGUUCUGGCAAAUGUAAUGAAAACAAGUUGAAUCGUCAGUAAAUUUUUUAUACUUAUGAUGAAUAUACAAAUAACUUCUAUUGUGAACGGUUUGUGUUUAGUUGGUGAUUUUGCUCAAAGCUUUGAUGAAUUAUAUGCCGUUAAAAUAUAGUUUUUCAUUAAUAUUCAGUGUUCGUGAAGCGAUUAAGUCGCACAUUACCUUGUCUCUUAUGAGUUUACACUUAAUAUAAUACUCAUAUAUAUCUAUAGAUUUAAUUUGUAGAAACACCAAUCAACGUGUCAAGCUCUUUGAUGGAUAAAUAAAUUUUCUAUUCCAAAAUUUUAACCUUCCUGUGAUCGUGAAUGUUGCUAUAAGUAUAUUAAUAUAUGGGAUCUUCAAAGAAUAUAAAAUUAUAAUUAUAACUGUUAUUUUGCAUGAGCAAGAUUAUUAUCCAAAGAAAUUUUAUGUGGUGAAUAAAUUUUUUUGUGUAUUUUAACGGAUGUGUCAUUUUA
Messenger RNA from Manduca sexta (tobacco hornworm), 7127 nucleotides. RefSeq lists its product as uncharacterized. The record is from RefSeq and is a predicted model, not a curated record. Gene Ontology annotation, biological process: activation of GTPase activity; regulation of small GTPase mediated signal transduction. Gene Ontology annotation, cellular component: cytoplasm. The transcript is spliced from 17 exons. The coding region runs from base 1 to 4560 and encodes 1519 amino acids. NCBI's taxonomy places the organism in Eukaryota, Metazoa, Arthropoda, Insecta, Lepidoptera, Sphingidae. Gene Ontology annotation, molecular function: protein binding; GTPase activator activity.